Molecule: messenger RNA, 4184 nt
Organism: Lingula anatina
Lineage: Eukaryota; Metazoa; Brachiopoda; Lingulata; Lingulida; Lingulidae
Product: paramyosin
Cellular component (GO): myosin complex
Source: RefSeq, a predicted model, not a curated record
CUUUGCAGGGUAUUUAAAGAAUUCACAAGCAGGGCUUUAUCGCGUCAGUCUCUUUCUCUCGUCAGCUCAGGAUCAGUGGCGUGCGGUUUCUUACAAUUUUUUAGCUAUACCUUCAAUUUUCUUUUGGAUCUGUACCCCACAGCACCCGGGAACCACUAAGAACCAUGGCUGAUGACAGCAUCGUUAAGAGGACCGUCCACAGGACCUACCAGGUCUACCGUGGUGUGUCGCCUUCCUCUAGCAACAGAAUGGAGAUGCGCAUAAGAGAACUAGAAGAUGCCUUGGACAGCGAAAGGGAUGCGCGCGUCAGGGCUGAGAAGAUGGUAACCGAACUGUCCUACCAGUGUGAGCAAAUGCAGACUCAACUAGAGGAAGCCGGUGGAUUGUCUAUCACACACAUCGAAAUCCAGAGGAAGCGCGACCAAGAGAUUAGCAGACUACGCAAGGAACUCGACACAGCCAACGCCCAGUUUGAAGCAACAGAGCACGCCCUGAGGAAGAGGUUCCAGGACCAGAUCAACGACCUCUCAGAGCAGGUCGACUAUCUCAGCAAACACAAGAGCAAGGCUGAGAAAGAAAAGCAGGUACUCAUCAUUGAAAUUGAUGGACUUUCGACAUCUCUGGAUGCUACUACCAAAGCCAGGCAAUCCGCCGAAGCCAAGCUCGAGGGUCUGGAGGGUGCCGUGGCCAGGCUGCGCGCACAGGUCGAUGACCUUAACAAACAACUGAACGACGCCAACGCCGCCAGAGCCAAGCUGACCUCUGAGAACUUCGAGCUCCAGCACACCAUCCAGGAACUGGACAGCACCAGCGGACAGCUCGCACAGGCCAAGAAGCAGCUGGCAGGUGCUCUGGACGACGCCAAGAGGAACUUGGACGAUGAGGUCAGGUCCCGCCAGAACCUCCAGGCUUCCCUAUCCGCCCUCCAGGCUGAGUAUGACAACCUGAACAUGCGUUACGACGAGGAAUCUGAGACCAACUCCGCACUGCGUGCUCAACUUGGAAAGCUUCAGGCUGAGUUGGCCGCACUCAAGGCCAAGUAUGACCGGGAAUUGUUGGCCAAGACUGAGGAAUUGGAUGAGCUUCGUCGCAGACUCACCAUCCGUAUCACCGAGCUGGAGGACAUUGCAGAGCAGGCCCGUUCCAGAGCUGCCGGCUUGGAGAAGGCAAAGAACAGACUGCAGAUCGAACUUAGAGACAUCACAAUUGAACUGGACAAUGCCAACGCCCUCAACGCGGACCUGAGCAGCAGAUUGAAGCAGGCAGAGAAGGACAAGGCUGCCCUUGAGGCCAUGGUCGCUGAACUUAAGAACGACUUGGGCAACCUGGCCAACGAGAACAAGGCCCUUGCAGCCGACAACGGCAGACUGAAGGUCAGCGUUACUGAACUUACCGAAAAGAACCAAGCCCUAGACAGAGAGAACCAAGGAUUAAACGGCCAGGUUCGUGAACUGAAGAACGAGCUCCGCGAUGCCAACCGCCAGAUCCAAGAACUCACUGCCGCCAACGGCGACCUCAGGAAUGAGAACGACAUGCUGAAGAACGCUGUCAAGGACCUCGAGGAUGCUCUCAGGGACGCUGAGGCCAGAGCCAAGGCCGCACAAGACGCCCUUGCUGCCCUCAAGGCCGAGAUGGAAAGAAGACUUCGUGAGAAGGAAGAGGAAUUGGAGGCCCUGCGCAACAGCACACGCCGCACCAUCGAGGAACUUCAGCACACCAUCACGGAGAUCGAGGCCCGCUACAGAAGCGAGCUUGGCCGCCUGAAGAAGAAACUGGAGGCUGAAAUCAGAGAUCUUGAGAUCGCCUUGGACGCUGCAACCAAGAAGGCAAAGGACUUUGAAGCUAAGUGCAGAGUACUGGAAGUCAGAGUAAAGGAACUCGAAGUCCUGCUUGAGGAUGAGCGCCGCCGUGCCGACGAUGCCACCAACGCCCUUGGCAACUCUGAGAGAAGAAGAAUCCAGCUUGCACAGGAGCUUGAGGACGUCAGGAGUCUGUACGAAACCUCCGAGAGAGCCCGCAAGGCCUCUGAGAACGAACUGCACGACGCCAACACCCGCAUCAGCGAGAUCACCAUCCAGAUCAACACUCUCACCAACGACAAGAGACGCCUGGAGGGUGACAUUGGUGCUAUCCAGUCCGAUCUUGAUGAUGCACUGAAUGCCAGCAGGGAAGCUGAGGACAGAGCUAACAGACUGCAGGCUGAAGUAAGCCGACUUGCUGACGAACUCCGCCAGGAACAGGAGAACUACAAACACGCCGAGAGCCUGCGCAAACAGCUGGAGGUUGAGAUUAGAGAGAUCACCAUCAAGUUGGAGGAGGCUGAGGCAUGGGCCCAGAGGGAAGGAAAGAGAAUGGUCGCCAAGUUGCAGGCUAGAGUCCGUGACUUGGAAGCCGAGCUGGAGGCCGAGCAGCGCCGCCAGAGAGACACAUUGGGAGCCCUGCGCAGAGUGGAGCGUAGCUACAAAGAGAUCAUCGUUCAGGCUGAGGAUGACCGCAGAUCGGUCGUUGACCUCCAGGACUUGAUCGACAAACUGAAUCUUAAGAUCAAGGCAUACAAACGCCAGCUUGAGGAAGCCGAGGAAGUGACGACCAUUACCCUGAACAAAUACCGCAAACUACAGGGUAUGUUGGAAGAAUCAGAAUCCAGAGCUGACGCAGCUGUGCACGCCGCCCUUCGCUCCAGGCGCUCCAUGUCUGUUACCAGGGAAACGUACAGAGUUGUAAAAGCAUAAAUAGCUUCUAUACGUCUCAAGUGCCCUGUGUUUUAAAUCACCCAGCUACUUUCACAAACUGUUACAUUUUAACUGAAUGGAGAUCACUUUAGACAUAAAACGAAACAAAAACUUGGCUAUUCUUUCGUAUAUUUGUUGUAACUGAACUAAAACUGUGGAACAAAGUACACUGAGGAAACCAAGUAUUUUUACGUCAUCUUCAUCUUGGAGGGGGUCACGUGAUCAUCGCUGAUUGGGUGGGUCCACUAGGCUGCGCCAUCUUGACUUUCCAUCGUACCAACAGCAACACCAACCAACGCCACUGAAUGCCAUUUAACCAACCGGUGGUCAAGCGAUUCCCUUUCUCGAUGCCAUGUCCGGCAUGUGCGACACUGCCCAUGUUUAUAUUUGUUAUGUUGUUAUAAACUUUUGUAUGUAUUUUACAAUGCUGAUAUAUUUAGGACUACUUGAACUAGCUUUUAUAUAUUAAAUGACAGUGAUGAUUCAAGAGGGAGAACAUAGUACGUGAUUUUAUUUUGUUGUGAAGACAGGAUGACGUGCAAUAGAUAUAUUGAAUAGUGCACCACUAAAGACUAACAAGAUGUGGAGGUUGCACAUGAAAACUAUCACCAAGGAAUAAAAUUCUGUUCGAACAGUGUAUGUGUUGAGGAGCAAUACAGUUAAAAAGACGAGGAAGCGCACCACUGCUUGUAGGGCUAGAAAUAGCAAACGUGACAUACCUUGUGAAAUCCAGGAGUGCUCACGACGAUAGAUGUCAUCACCAAUCGGGUCGACUCUCCUAAUUCCAGGACGAAGCAGGACCGACGUUUAAAAGCUGCAAUGGAUGAUAUCUUAUGGGUGGGUGGAAUUGGUACAUCCCGUUUACCCUUGUGUGGUUCCCAACUCUAUUGACACCCCUGUGUGCUGUUGUGAGCUGGCGCUUCUGUCGCUGGACAAACAAGCUACUUGGGUGCAUAGCGACAUCUAGCGGUGGUGAGAGAGUGCAGGCACACGUGUCUCGAGAGCUGGAUGCACGGAAUUGUUACGGGUGUGUCAGUUUCAGCCAUUCCCACAGGCCUCGCCGACUCUGUAGUUUGAAUUUUAACUUUAAAGGACUGCAGCACACCGCCUCCCUUUCCAGCCUAUUUCGAACAUUGCGGAAAGGUUGUGAAAUAUAGAGGUGUAAAGCGGUCCUAAUUUUUUUCUUCAAAAUGUAAAAACAAUGUAAGAUAGGAUGGGAAAGCGAAAAGAGAGAGAUGGAGAUACUUUUAUUUCUUUUAUUAUGGAGGACGAAGUGGCCUUUCCUACCUUUUAGAUGUUAUGACCUGCAGCUGCGCAUGCGCCUCGUCAAUCCACUGGUAGUGUCGUCUGCUCCAGGCCACGUCGUCGUCCAUUUUCCGCCAUUUUAUGGCAGUCGAUUUGUACUCAGCUCAUGGCCAUGUUGAUGAGAAUAAAAUCGCUGAAUAAGCGAAA